This is a messenger RNA of Protopolystoma xenopodis, 441 nucleotides long. The record is from the annotation of a GenBank genome assembly. NCBI's taxonomy places the organism in Eukaryota, Metazoa, Platyhelminthes, Monogenea, Polystomatidea, Polystomatidae.
AUGGACUUCGUUGACUUGAACGACGUUAAACUAUUUAACGAGUUCGGUAAGAUCAACGUCGUUAAACUGUUGCGUUACGUUAUCGAACUCGUUUCACCCAUUCUCUCUUUGCUUGCCCGAAUCAUUAUUUCUGUACAUUGUUCAGUUGACGCCUCGGCUGCGGUUUCACCUCGUGACUUUCGUGCUGCACUUUCUUCAUGUCUCUUGUCGAUGCUGAAAUGGAUUUUCUCCAAGUUCCAUUCCUUCCAUUCGGGAGGCCAUGUUGCCAUUCUUUUCCAUCCAUCCACCCACUCAGCCCUCCUGCCACAUGCAUGCAUGCCUACAAAUACACAGUCGUGCACACAAAUGCCGACAAGUCGUUGUGCAAUCAUGACUGCAAUCGGAACCUCCUUCGUGCUUUCUACCAAUGACAUGUCCAGCUGUGCAUGUACAUGUGUGUGA